Molecule: messenger RNA, 1185 nt
Organism: Capronia epimyces CBS 606.96
Lineage: Eukaryota; Fungi; Ascomycota; Eurotiomycetes; Chaetothyriales; Herpotrichiellaceae
Exons: 1
Coding region: 1-1185 (394 amino acids)
Biological process (GO): regulation of gene expression; rRNA processing; primary miRNA processing
Cellular component (GO): nucleus
Molecular function (GO): ribonuclease III activity; double-stranded RNA binding
Source: RefSeq, a predicted model, not a curated record
AUGAAGAGAUUGAGACUCCUAAAAUGGAGUGGCAGCGUACUUUCACCACGGACCAGACCUGACCAUAUUCAAUCCCAGCUUUACACUUUUCGACGAUGUCUGGCUACAGCCGCUGCACCUUCUGAAUCCUUUGAUGAAUCGGUCGAGGAGUUAGCGGAUGCUCCAUUUCUCCCGGAAGAAAUACUUCAGCGGUUGCCCUCGCCUCCGGUCACAGCGGCGAAGACAUCGGCCAAGCUGGCCGCCCUCCAUGCUCGGCUCUCCCUGCCUUCACGUCUCCCGUUAGAAACCUUAGCGAGGACGCUCGUCGAUGCCUCCGCAGACCCUUCGAUACGAUUCAACAACAAGCCAUUCGCCGUGCUCGGAAAUGAUCUGUUAGGUUAUUACACGUCAGAAUACCUCCUCAGUCAAUACCCACGUCUACCGCUCGCCGUGGUGUUUGCGGCGAUGUAUGCUUACCAUGGGCCUGCAACACUGGCCGCGAUUGCCCGAGAGUGGGGAGUGGAGGCUGCAGCAGAGCCAGGCGGUGAAGUCGACCCAGGCCUCCUCCAAUUCAAAAGACUCCCUCCGGAACCAAAACCCGAACUCCCACAUCCACAACUUAUCAGCACUCGACAAGAAGAAAAUCCGAAAUUCCGGCGGACCAUGAGCUCGAGAUCUGUGUACGACGACCAGUUUGGCGAGAUCAAGCGACGCGUCCAGGGUGCAGAGACCUCUCAAGAGAAAGGCGCGACCCUACAACGGGCGAGCACGGAUUUUGUGCGAGCAGUAUUUGGAGCAGUAUACCUCCACGCUGGGCGAGCCGCUGCGAAACAAUUUUACAACGACCACAUUACCUCAAGACAGGUGGAUAUGGCCAGUCUUUUUCACAUCAAGAAUCCGACCAGAGAUUUGAGCCGACUGUGCGCAAGAGAAGGAUUCCAGGCCCCUGUGGCCAAAAUUCUGAGUGAGACCGGGCGAAAGAGUAGAACGCCAGUCUUUGUGGUUGGCAUAUAUUCCGGUAGCGAUCUGCUCGGGGAGGGUGCAGGUGCCAGUCUGGAUGAGGCCCGGAUACGAGCAGCUGUGGCCGCCAUGAAAGGGUGGUAUCUCUACAGUCCAACCGAGUUUCGACUGCCGAGUGAAAUGGAAGAGCCGGGAGCGAGGCCGUGGACCCCUAUCUUGGUUGAUCCAGGCGAGAUUGCCAACUGA